UUGUAUCGCAUCGCAUUGAAUCAUAAUCAGCAAGAACUGAUAAUAAUGAAUUGUCUGCUUUAUUUUAACUUAAUCAUUUUCACUACGAAUAUACAGAAUUUUCACAAAUCGUAAAUGGCAAAUUGAUUGAAAAAUUUUACAAAGAUCUAUCAGUAUCAAACAUUGUUUAUUUGCACACAACUACUUCUCUAAAAUGUUUAACUUGGAACGUUUCAUUAAAACAACCAUAGUAUCCACGAGUUUCAUAAAGGAACUUAUAAAUCAAAACAAAAAAAUCAAGAAUGUUAUUGCACCUAUAUGUCAUAAAUAUGUCACGAGAAAAUGUUCUACAUCUUGCAAUGACCAAAUGAGUCAAUGGGAACAAAUAAAAUCUAAUUAUUCAAAUAAACAGCUGCAACUUGUUUAUGAAACAUUAGAUACAUGUAAUACAAAACAGAUGAAAAGAUGUGGACUUUCGGAAGAUCAAAUUAAACUUUUGAAAUCUAAUAAGGAAAAAGACCAUCAAUCAUUAGAAGAUUUCAUUUUACUAAAUACAAUUGAAGUAAAUGAGUUAGAAAAUAUCUGUUCAACAAUAAUAUCUAAAAAUGAAUACAGGCCAAGGAAAUCAGCUGUUACGCCUCCCAUAUCUAAAGAUGAUAUACACAAAAUUCAAAAUGUUGUUGGUCUUCACAUUGGUAAUAAAUACUUCACAUUCUGUCAAGUUCAUUCAAUGGGAUCAUCUUGUGAUAUAGCUUUGUGGAAAUUAAAUAGCAUUUCAGAAAUUUUUCAAGCAAAUUCUAAUGUAGAUGCAAUAAAAAUGGCAAUGAAUAUUGCUCAAAGUAUUCCAUAUGCUGAUGCAUACAUCAUUGAAAAAGAGCAAACUAGAUCUCAAUCUAAAAUAACCGUUCCUGCACAUAGGACCCUAGUGCGACAGCAAUUAAUAUCUUCAACUAUUUUAACUUCAUUGUUAUGUAGGCAAAUGAAUGAUAAUUUACAACAAGAAACACAAGAUCAUGGUUCUUUAUAUUCUUUACGUCCACUGGCAUCUUCUCAACUCUUUAAAUUAAUGUUUGGAAAUGAAAGUGUAUCAUCAAAUGACAUAGUUCAAUCUUUGUUUUCUCAAGAAGAUGUUGGGCUAAAAUAUGUAUCAUUUGUUACGUUAUCAGAUGAAUUAUUGGAUUUCCACUCGCGAUUAGAUAAUUUUAAGCAAGAAGAUCUAAAUAAAUCACUACUGAUAGCACUGACAUUUUUGGAAACAGAAAUUUUAGCAAGAAGCCUUUAAAUUAAC
Messenger RNA from Trichogramma pretiosum, 1267 nucleotides. RefSeq lists its product as uncharacterized. NCBI's taxonomy places the organism in Eukaryota, Metazoa, Arthropoda, Insecta, Hymenoptera, Trichogrammatidae. The transcript has 6 exons. The record is from RefSeq and is a predicted model, not a curated record. Gene Ontology annotation, cellular component: mitochondrial nucleoid. Gene Ontology annotation, molecular function: DNA polymerase processivity factor activity. Gene Ontology annotation, biological process: transcription elongation by mitochondrial RNA polymerase; mitochondrial transcription. Bases 194 to 1261 code for a protein of 355 amino acids.